AUUUAAUUAAUGGUGACUUUUAUGUGUUAUCAUUGUGAUCGUACUCUAACAAAACCUUAGGUUGAUAAACAUGUAAAAACUUAAUGCAGGAAACCACCUUCCUUAAUCUGCAUUGAUUGUAAGAAGAUGUUCAGUGAUAAUCAUGUUGAUCAUGUUUCUUGUUUGACUGAAAAAUAAUUAUAUUGGGGACCCUAUGCUAAUGUAUUAAUUUAUUAGAAUUCUAGGGGAAAAAACCUUAACAACAAUAGAAUAAUCCAAAAUAAUAGCAAAAUAAUUCCAAACAUAAGGAAUAAGAAAAUACAAAAGAAAGUGAAUCAAAACAAGAUUGGAAGGGAUGGAGAAAAUCUAUUGAUGAAUUUAUUAAAUAAAAUUAACAGGAAGAAUUUCGACUCAAUGAAGUGAAGGAAAAAUUAGUUUAAAGAUUUUUAUCUACUUUUCCAGAAUAUGAAAAGGAAUAAGCUGAACAAUUAUUUGAUGAUGCAGUAAAUAAAUUUUCUAUUUUAUUAAAUAGAUUAAAUAAAGCAGUAAAUAUUAAGUAGAAUAUGUGGGUUUUAUUGUAAAAAAAGUAAAAUAAGAAUGA
Molecule: messenger RNA, 580 nt
Organism: Paramecium sonneborni
Lineage: Eukaryota; Ciliophora; Oligohymenophorea; Peniculida; Parameciidae
Source: the annotation of a GenBank genome assembly